This is a messenger RNA of Serinus canaria (Common canary), 3170 nucleotides long. Its product is annotated as aldo-keto reductase family 1 member B1-like. Bases 1 to 912 code for a protein of 303 amino acids. The record is from RefSeq and is a predicted model, not a curated record. The transcript has 9 exons. Gene Ontology annotation, molecular function: aldose reductase (NADPH) activity. NCBI's taxonomy places the organism in Eukaryota, Metazoa, Chordata, Aves, Passeriformes, Fringillidae. Gene Ontology annotation, cellular component: cytosol.
AUGGCCACUCACCUGGAGCUGCCCGCUGGUGGGAGGAUGCCCAUCCUGGGACUGGGCACCUGGCAGUCUCUGCAGGGGGCAGCCAGGGAGGCAGUGAAGUUUGCCAUCGACGUUGGGUACCGACACCUGGACUGUGCCCACCUGUACCAGAACGAGAGCGAGGUCGGGGCCGCGCUGCGGCAGAAAAUGGAGCAGGGCGUGGUGAGGAGAGAAGAGCUCUUUGUGGUCAGCAAGCUGUGGUCCACCUUCCACGAGAGAUCCCUGGUGAAGGAGGCGUGCCAGAAAACACUUGCUGCCCUCCAGCUGGAUUAUUUGGAUCUGUACCUGAUGCACUGCCCCAUGGGAUUCAAGGCAGGAGAGGAGCUAUUUCCUGCAGAUGCAAACGGCAUGAUCAUUCCCAGCGACACAGAUUUUCUGGAUACGUGGGAGGCUAUGGAAGAGCUCGUGGAUGUGGGAAUGGUGAAGGCUAUUGGAGUCUCCAACUUCAACCACAAACAGAUCAAUCAGCUCCUGGGCAAACCAGGCUUAAGACACAAACCUGCAAACAAUCAGAUUGAGAGCCACCCUUAUCUUCCUCAGGAAGAGCUGAUUAAAUUUUGCCAAUCCAAAGGGAUCUCUGUCACUGCAUAUUGUCCCCUUGGAGCACCCAACUGGCCAGGGUCCAAACCUGACCAUAUUUCCCUUCUUGAUGAUCCUCAAAUUAAGGAAAUUGCACUCAAGCACAACAAAACCCCAGCUCAGGUGCUGAUCCGGCUCCAAAUCCAAAGAAAUGUGAGUGUGAUUCCCAAAUCUGUCACUCCACAGCGUAUUGAAGAAAAUUUUAAGGUGUUUGACUUUGAGCUGACUGGAGAGGAGAUGGAGACCCUCCUUGGUUUCAAGAAGCGCUAUCGCAUCUGUGCAUUAAGCCAGUGAGUACCUCCUCCUCCUCCUCCUGCAGGCUUCAGAAGGGUUGGGUUUCCACUGGAUAGCUUGGAUUACCACUGGGUAUUCUCUUAACAGGCACUAUUUAAUAGCCCCUUAAAAAGAGAAGGAGCCUCAGCCAACAUCUGGUCACAUCUGCUGGAAUUUCACCCUGGGGUUUAUCAGAGCCCAUCCUGUCCAGGUUGGGAACGCUGGGAUUUCUGCAGGCACAAGGUUCCUAAGAUGUCCUGUUCUGGAUGCAUACCAAACUGCUGUCUGAAAAUCAAAAUCAGCUGGAAAUUCCAAAAAUAAAUAAGCAGCCAUUUCCCCCCAGCGUUUUCUUUGGCUCCUUUACAUAAGGGACACUCAGAGUAAAUAAACUCCAUUUUAAGAAUGAGAGUUGUAGGGUUUUUUUGAAGGUAAGAGCUGUGCCUAUGUACUCCUGCCAGUGUUAUCUAGAUAACAGAAUGGUUACAGACUCACCAAGAUCUGCAUUUUAUUCUGUUUUUCCCAGGUUACCCACUUGUCUAACAGCACUCUGGGGGCUUGGGAAUUCCCAGGAGAGAGGUUUAAUAUCUCAGGGAACUUUGGCAAUUUCAUCUGAGCAUAAGAUACAUUGUCCUUUGAGAAGGAGGUCACUGAUACAUGUGAAAGUUACAGAGAAUUCACUUUCCCUGCCCUGGAUACACUAAGCAGAUAUGUGCUUUUAAUGUUGUUCAGUUUCAGUUCUUUUACCAGGGAAAAAAAAAAAAAAAAAGCUUUUCCUCUAAGCUAUAUCCUUAAAAUGUUUUAAUCAUGCUCUCUUUUUCUAGAUGCAAAAAUCACAAGGACUAUCCUUUUUUAGAAGACUGACAUAGCCAUCAGCUUCAGAGCCUCUGGGGGAUCCAGACCAUUUAUUGUUAUUCCAAGCAAUUUGCAAUACUUUGUGUAUUAAUUAAUAGAUAAAAGGGGAAUAUGUAUUAAAAAAUGGGAGAAGGUAACUCACAGAUAUUCUCAAGAGUCAUCUUUGAACAUGGAAACAUUUGCUUCCUUAGUAUCAACCAGUUGCAUCACUCCUUUAUCUGCUCUUGUAACACAAUUUUCAGUUGCAGCAAAAUCUAUAUUCUCUCUUAGUUUAGUAAUGAUAAUGAAGUUUAAUAAAGCCAUAGAUUUGUAUUAGGGAAAAGCAUUUUUUCUCAUAAUUAUAAAUCCUGACUAAUUUUAGAGAAAAUUAUAAUUCUCUAAUUAGUUAUACUUUUGGACAAAGGGUCAAUACAUUUACUAUGUUUUAAUUAUCAGUACAAGACAGUCCAUUUAACAUCAGAAGAUCUCAAUGACAUGACAGGCUGCUUGAGAUGCUAAAUUCAGUAAUUUCAGUGUAACAGACUGAAAGCUCUUUAGAGGACACUGCUGAAUUAUGAGUCAGGAGCUCUUUUCUUAAUGAUGUUUCCUAUUUAUGAACUGCUAAAAGCUAAUAAACUACUAAGAGAUUUGGAUGUUUGGUUUAUAGUAUCUGCAAGAGUAUAUAAAAACUGCCUUUAUCAGUAGAAUGGCUGCAGUUGAGACUGAAAAUCUAGAAAAUCCAAAAUCUGAUAAAAGAGACACACAGGAAUUAUUUUGUUUGGCAACUGUCAUAUUUAGCAAGCAGAAAAGCUGGGCAGCUUCACAGCAGCCAACAGCAGAUUUUCACUCUCCUGUACUGUUCCCUAGGUACUGUUUGCUUGUGUUUUGACUCAAAGGAUGUCUCUGGAUGCUGUUGUCUCUGGUUAAAAAAAUAAAAAAGGCAGUGCUGCUGCAGCCCAUGCUGGUGUUUUAAUGAGGUGUCUGUUAAUUAAGACUUGCUCUUUAACAAUUGACUCAAAACUCUUGUGCUUGCUUUAGGCUCCUGCAGAUCAGGAUAAGAGCAAUGUGGCUCUGCAUUGCAUGCAGAGAGAGGGACAAUGUGGAAUUAAGGUUCAGGACUAGGAUACACACUUUAUGGCUAUCCUUUUCCAACUGACUUUCUUUGUAGUUAAUAAAGGAAACUAUGACAUUAUCUUUGAGCUACUUCAGGCUUUUCCAAGAUGUUGGAAUAACAGGUACUCUAGAAACAACAGGGCAAACUCCCAUCAAACUGGAUUUCUCACAGGGACUCUUCUAAAGAAAGAGAUCUGAAAAAUCUACCAGGAAUUACCACUGAACAAUUAUCUGCAGUGAUAUGGACAGGAGGGUGCCUGUAAUGGGCAUUCUCUUUUUUUCUCCUCCUGCACAUGCUACAUUUACAAGGCCAGUUGCAGGAUAUCAUCCUAGAU